This is a messenger RNA of Lampris incognitus (smalleye Pacific opah), 2239 nucleotides long. RefSeq lists its product as uncharacterized. The transcript is spliced from 12 exons. NCBI's taxonomy places the organism in Eukaryota, Metazoa, Chordata, Actinopteri, Lampriformes, Lampridae. Bases 33 to 1262 code for a protein of 409 amino acids. The record is from RefSeq and is a predicted model, not a curated record.
UUAAAACUAGAUCACGGGGUGUGCUCCCUGAGAUGAACUGGGACAACCAGCUGAGCGCCAUUCUGUCUGAGGCAGAUGGCAGCGUGGCCAAGAUCAGGGAGAGAUUGGCUUCAUCGGGGAAAUUCUCCAAAGGAAGAGAAGAUCUGUUUCCAGUGAGAGAGGUGAAUCAUGAUCCAGAUUUGGGCCUGCCUUCGCUUCCUCCCCCUCGAGUCCCCCUCCCCCAGCAGCCCAUCUCAUCCUCUAGUCCUGGUGUGAAAUGGGGAGAUGUAGCUGCUGUCCAGUCACAACUUCAGAUACAGAGUCAGGCAAUUGAGUGUCUCACACAGAAACUCCAUGACAUGGACAGGGGGAGACAGUCUCAGCAACGCCACAUCCAGACUCUACAAGAGGAGAUUCAUCGGCUACGUGAGGAGUCAAAAGAGAGGGAGAGAGAGAGGAGGGAACAAAGUCCGGGAGCAGAGAGAAUGAUGGAGCAAUGGCGGAGAGAGGUUGGACGUGAGCUGAGCAGUCUCCGGGGACACAUCACCAGAGCCACGUCGCUAGGCAACUUCGAGGAGAGUUUUAGUUCAAAGCUCCGCCGAGAGGAACUUGAGCAACUGCGGAGAGAGGUCGACCAACUGAAAACUCGACUUAAGAGACAGGAGGAGGACAUGUUUCUCCAGCAGUCGGAGGCCAGAGAGACCAGGAGGCAAUACGAACGCAGCUGCAAGACACUGGAAGAGCUCACAGACAGCUACAGAACACAUUGCUUUGACCUUGCCAAAACUGUUUCUCAGUACACUCACACACAACAAGAGGUCCGCCAAAUUAGCGUAACUGUGUCAGAGCUGAAAGAUGAGGUUAGGAAUCUUAUCAUCAGGGAACACCAACCCACACCAGUGCUGUCGCCACGCAUAUCUGCAUUAGUUCCUGGAUCAGUCUCUGUCCCAGCCCCAGCCCUGGCCCCAGUCCCAAGCAGUCACAGCAGACGGGUCAGAGUCCAGAAGGUGGAGUCAGACUCUGACUCGGAGGACUUUAGCCCCACCCCGAGCCUGGCUGAAAUCAGUUCAGAUGACCUGUCAUGGCUGGAUGACAAAGAACCAGCACUUCAUAAAAAAGGUAUCCCAAGGGUACGUCUGAGCACUCGGUCCAGGCGAAGUGACUUUAUCGAUCCAAGCAGUGAUCUGGAGGAGGAGGAUGAUGAUGGUGAGGAGGAAGAGGAUAAUGAUUUCCUUGAUGAUGAUGUGAAUCCAGCAUCUGACCUAAGCCUUAAUGACCUCUGACAUUUGAAAACGGUGCUCUGAUCAGACUGGACAGAUGAUCAGAAGAUGACAGUGAAGAGACCGCCUGCUUUUCCAAUAAGCUUCACACAGCUAGGUAUUACUGUCAUUAAGCAGAAACUAUAAUUGCACAAAUUAUUAUUUGCGUUUAUUAUAUCUAUCAUGUCUAUCUUUAUUAAACUGCCUGGAUUAGCGGAUGGGUGUUUGGGAGUUUUCUCUUCUGGAGUUCUCAGCCAGAUAUGUUACCACAAAUGAAUUAUACUUUCUGGAAAUACUAAACAUUAGAAUUUUGAAAUACUUUUUAAUGAUUAUGUAAACUGACUGGCACUUCUUGUCUUAUGUAGCAGACCUUACCUCUCUCUAUGUUCAGCCAGACAUAGUGGCGAUACUACUCACCGCAGUAUCGCUUUCUGCCAGUCUUGUCACUCAGAUCUCUCGGAUCUGCUGAAAUGUGAAAGGGAUUAAGGCGGAAGAAACUGCUGAGACUGGAAUUGCUGGAAACUGUUUGAUUUAUCUUCUUUAAUUGUCCCCAUAUGUACAGGCUGAUAAUAUCCUGAGAAACAAAUUCUCUGAGGAGGAUGACAGCCAUUACAGCAGUCUAGGGACCCCCACAUGCACACACACACACACACACACACAAUCUUAUUUUGUCAGCUGAUUUGUGCAUGUAUUCUGUCUUUUCCAUACAUCACAGCAAUUUUUGGAAUAAAAACUUUAGUAUAGCAAACUAAGAUCUCUUACCAUUACAAUACUGUUGUGAUUUGAUGUCAUAUCAGGUUUUAAAAGUCACAUGCCUUUCGACUGUGUGAUGAGGAAAAUGUAAGUUGUGGUUUACUUUUAGAUUGGUAUCUUUAAGCCUUGGGCGGCGCGGUGGCGCAGUGGUUAGCGUGGUCGCCUCACAGCAAGAAGGUCCUGGAUUCGAGCCCCGGGUUAGUCCAGCCUUGGGGGUUGUCCCGGGUUGUCCUCUGUGUGGAGUUUGC